CCUCUCGGCAGCGGCGGCGGCGUCAGGGGUACCAUGGCCGACGACGGUUCCCCUGAAGAGCCGCCCAGUCCGCGGGGCUCCCCUGGUCGGGCGCCGCGGGUUCAGCCUGCGGUCGGACCGGGCAGCGGCGGCAGCGGCAGCGGCUGCGGGGAGACCCCGCGGACGGCGGCGCUGGCGCUGCGCUUCGACAAGCCCAUCAAGCAGGCCUUCUACAACACCGGGGCCGUGCUGUUCGUGUGCCUGUGCUGCGGCGCCGCUGUGCUCGUCUACUUUAUCCUGGAGGCCUUCCUGCGGCCGCUGCUGUGGGCCGUGCUGUGCGGCACCUUCCUGCACCCCUUCAAGAGCUCGCUGACGCGGCUGGGCCGCCACUGGCUGCAGCGCCUGCACCGCGCGCACACGCCCAUCGUGCUGGCCGCGCUGCUGCUGCCGAUCUGCUUCGCAGACUACGGCGUGGAGGCCCUGGGCGAGCAGGCGCUGCGCCGCCGCCGCCUGCUGCUGCUGCUCGGCGCCGGCGGCCCGCUCCUCUACGGCCUCUACAGCCUGGGCAGCUACCUGGGCGUGCAGGUGCUGCUGGCGCACGCCGGCGCGCUCAUCUGCCGCGGGCUGGACUACUUCAGCAGCCUGUGGAUCUGGACCUUGGUAGUUGGCUACGUGUUGACUGUUUCAUUCAAGUGGAAUGCAAGCACUGAACGCUACUUGAGAGCAGUUUCAAUUCCUGUCUGGAUUAUAUUGCUUUUUCAUUUAGCAUCCUUGGCUGGCUCAUGGAGAAUUCCAGUAUUCCUGGUUAUUGUUUUCCUGAUGUCUGUGGGCACCCUCUAUGAAAAACAGAAUGGAAAAGAGUCUUCUGGAGCAGAGUUACCAGGGCAAGUUAUCUCCAUGGCAGCUUCUACUCUAGCAACCUUGGCCAUCUCCAUCACAGGGUAUGAAUCGAGCACUGAGGACCAGCCCUCUCCCCAGCCUGCAGGGACAGAAACCAUGGACAGAGGAGAACCCCCUCCAGCACUGUCCUCAUCUGCUUCACCCUCCUCCCCUUCACCCACCUUGGGCAGACAAAGGUCUGAAGUUGGAACAUUUCUUAGAAAGAAGAAAACUAGCGAUAUCUACUUUGUGUCUCUCCUUUGGGCCAUUGUUGGAGUCCAGAUCUGGUUGAACCUGUGGAUUGUACAGUUGCUGCCAGUGCCUAUUGCAGUAUGGAUACUCAAAAAGCUUGUUAUUCACUUUGGCGUUGUGAACUUCCUGGAGAAGCGCUGCUCCGUGUGGUGGCAGGUUAUAGAGCACUUCCUGAAGGAGCGGCAGGAAGCCCUGGCACCGUGGCCAAUUAUCGGGCUUGGAAAAUUCUUGUUAAAAGUUGAUAGCAAGCUCUGGCACUGGCUAAAUAAGAAGAUGAUCAUCUGGCUGGAGAAGAUGUUAGACAAAAUAAUUAGCAUUUUCAUCAUAUUUUUGUUAGUGAUAGGAACCCUUCUUUUAGCCCUACUCCUGACUGCAAAGGUACAUCAAGAGAGUGUACACAUGAUUGAAGUCACAAGCAAUUUGAUUAAUGAAACUCUAGCAAAUCACCCUGAGUGGGCAAAUUGGCUUCCUGAGGCUCAGGUAGUCCAAAGAGCCCUUAAUUCCGCGGCUAACAAUGUGUAUCAGUAUGGACGAGAAUGGAUAACCCACAAGCUUCAUAAAAUUCUUGGAGAUAAAGUGAACAAUACUGCCGUAAUUGAAAAGCAAGUACUAGAACUUUGGGACAGACUGUAUCAUUCUUGGUUUGUAAAGAAUGUAACGCACUCUGGAAGGCUCAAAGGACAAAAGAUGCACAUAAGUCGUCAGAAUAGCUGGCUGGGAGACAUUCUGGACUGGCAGGAUAUCGCUUCCUUUGUCCAUGAGAACAUUGAGACAUUUCUUUCGAUCUUAGAGUCUCUGUGGAUCGUUAUGAGCCGGAAUGUGAGCCUGCUGUUCACCACUGUCACCACGCUCCUGACCAUCCUCUUCUACAGCGGGACUGCCCUCCUCAACUUUGUUCUGUCUCUGAUAAUUUUCCUGACCACACUAUUUUAUCUGUUAAGUUCCAGUGAUGAGUACUACAAGCCAGUGAAGUGGGUGAUAAGCCUGACACCACUAUCUCAGCCAGGUCCUUCUUCUAAUAUUAUUGGCCAGUCUGUGGAAGAAGCUAUCAGAGGGGUGUUUGAUGCUUCCCUCAAAAUGGCUGGCUUCUACGGAUUAUACACCUGGCUGACUCAUACUAUAUUUGGCAUCAAUAUUGUCUUCAUACCAUCAGCUUUAGCAGCAAUCCUUGGAGCAGUGCCAUUUCUAGGCACAUAUUGGGCAGCAAUACCUGCAGUUCUAGACCUGUGGCUUACACAAGGCUUAGGAUGCAAAGCCAUCUUACUGUUGGUUUUUCAUCUCUUGCCGACAUACUUUGUAGAUACUGCCAUCUAUUCUGAUAUAUCAGGAGGUGGCCAUCCUUACUUGACAGGCUUGGCAGUGGCUGGUGGAGCAUACUACCUGGGCCUGGAAGGAGCAAUCAUUGGGCCCAUACUUCUCUGCAUACUUGUGGUUGCUUCCAAUAUCUAUAGUGCUAUGUUAAUGAGCCCCACGAAUUCAGUACCCACACCAAACCAGACCCCAUGGCCUGUUCAGACUCAGCGGACUUUCCGUGACAUUUCUGAAGAUCUGAAGCCUUCAGUAGACUGACUUGGUUUCUAAACCGCAGUGAUUUCUCUAGGAAAUUCAACCUUGACUGUGAGUUUAGCUCAGCUGUGGCCUCCUAUCCUUUCAGCUGUGCCUGGCAAACAGAGCCCAGGAAAAGAAGCAGAAGCCUCCUAGCCUUCCAUACAGAAUGCCCGGACAAGAGAGGACUUGCUGUGCUUUGCAUUUUAAAGCACAGCUUUGGAGCUCAGAAAUGUGGUUUACUCACUUAACUGUUGCUAAGAUGGCUUGAAAAGUUUCAGUUUAUAAACUGGUACCAUGGCUUGAAAUUUUCCCACUUUGGUUAUAUAUAUUAUAAUAUGUAUUUAUAAAGUUUUUUAAAGAGUCCUAAACUACCUGCUGUAUACAAUGUAGUUUUCUCCUGUUUUAAGAAAUCUGUCCUUAAACUUUUCUGUGACAGUCACUUUUCCAUGAAGAGGGCUUUCACUUUUGAGAAUGUAGUUGCUUGAGCAGGAAAAAUGAGUCUUCUCCCUUCUUCCACAGUGUAUGGUCCUCUCUGUAAGGAAGAGCAAAUCUUCAGUGUAAGGGCAGGUGGCUUAUCUGACGUUCAGUUAGUUGUAUGUUACAACCAUAGGAGACCACAGAGAGACCGAAGCUCUUCCUCCCCUUCUCCCUCCAUCCCCUACUGCUCUAUUGCCAAAUUUUUAAAACUUGGCUGACCACAUUGAAAUUAAAUACUUAUUAAGCUGCUAUUAAUGGUAACAGUAUGAUAGAAUUCAUGUUGUAAUGUUUUUCUUUCCAAAUGUUUUAAGAAAAAAAUCUCAGGGGCAGCAGUGCUCUGAUUCAUUAAAAGUAUCCCUGUUUCACUA
Molecule: messenger RNA, 3503 nt
Organism: Balaenoptera musculus (blue whale)
Lineage: Eukaryota; Metazoa; Chordata; Mammalia; Artiodactyla; Balaenopteridae
Gene: TMEM245
Product: transmembrane protein 245
Exons: 18
Coding region: 34-2679 (881 amino acids)
Source: RefSeq, a predicted model, not a curated record